Rubroshorea leprosula is the source of this 797-nucleotide messenger RNA. NCBI's taxonomy places the organism in Eukaryota, Viridiplantae, Streptophyta, Magnoliopsida, Malvales, Dipterocarpaceae. The record is from the annotation of a GenBank genome assembly.
CCUUUAACUAAAAUAAUCUUUUUGUGUUUUUCCCUGGAAAAUGGAGAGAACGAGAUUUUGGCAUACUUGUCCUGCUGCUGAAGGGGCUUAUGUACCAUCUGUUAAGUUUAGGGAAGCCCCUUCCCAGGUCGAUCGUUCGAAACGGCCAGAAGUACAAAAUGAUAUAUUAGGCAGCACCGCGCAGACGGCGGAAACCGCAGCAGCUCAGCUCCGAAGUUCAGAGUCUCGUACCAUUUUUUUUGGUUUCCCGCCCGGUAUACGGGCUUCGUCCGACUACUCUGGACUCGACCAGCUGUGGCGCACCAGAAUGGUGGUGGGUCGUCUCCAAACGAAGGCUGCUGCGUUUCUUCAUAAGGUUUCUUCGUCGGGUUCGGAUUGGUGGCAGACAAUGACUAUCCCUUUCCAGCCUAGCUGCGGUAUAACCAAUUUGGAACAUAAGAAAAAGAUGCGCCGCCCGCGGUGGCUACGAUGGCACAAGACUUUAGCGGUUUUGAGGCUUGGGGUGCCUGAAGACGAAAGGUUUCAUCUUGCAACAAAGAACGACGAGGUAACGAUUUUCAAAAUUUUCUAGCUUUUCUUCUUUUACUCUUUCCGGGUCAUUAUUGUUGUUGUUUGGUUGCUGAGAAAAUUGAGGGGAAUUAGAAUUUGACUUAAUUGAUGACAUUGUGAAGUCAAGACAAGAUUUUGGUAAGCGAUUGAGUUGUACAUUUAAUUGUUACCAAUGCAACAUAUGAUUGAUUAUAUAUGUAGACGAUUCAUCGUUGUUGUAAUCAGCUGAUUAAAGCUGGUUUCCUUCA